Messenger RNA from Nymphaea colorata (pocket water lily), 1493 nucleotides. Its product is annotated as phytochrome-associated serine/threonine-protein phosphatase. Gene Ontology annotation, cellular component: cytoplasm. Gene Ontology annotation, biological process: peptidyl-serine dephosphorylation. NCBI's taxonomy places the organism in Eukaryota, Viridiplantae, Streptophyta, Magnoliopsida, Nymphaeales, Nymphaeaceae. The transcript is spliced from 10 exons. The record is from RefSeq and is a predicted model, not a curated record. Bases 234 to 1145 code for a protein of 303 amino acids. Gene Ontology annotation, molecular function: protein serine/threonine phosphatase activity.
AGAAGGAUACAAAACGUUCAAGGCGAUACCGUGUUUGCGCUUUACAAAGCCCUCUUUGAGGUUCUGACUUGCCGGGUUGGAGGACGUGGUUUCCGAAGCAUAGCAGUCCCCCCAGACACGCAUGCGAGAGUGUUUCUCUUCGAGCACCGUAUACAUUCCUCCGUGUCAAGAACACCAAAAAGAGAACGAAAUUGAAAAGGCGGAAGAGGAAGAGGGGCGAUCUAGGGCUUGCGAUGGAUCUGGAUAUCUGGAUUCAGAAGGUGAAGGAGGGCCAGCACCUCAUGGAGGACGAGCUGCAGCUCCUGUGCGAAUACGUGAAGGAGAUUCUGAUUGAGGAAUCCAAUGUGCAGCCUGUUAAUAGUCCAGUAACUGUCUGCGGUGACAUCCAUGGACAGUUUCAUGAUCUUAUGAAGCUUUUCCAAACUGGAGGUCAUGUACCAGAGACCAAUUAUAUUUUUAUGGGAGAUUUUGUUGAUCGUGGGUACAACAGUCUUGAGGUCUUCACUAUUCUUUUGCUUCUCAAAGCAAGAUACCCUGCAAAUAUUACUCUUCUACGCGGGAAUCAUGAAAGCAGGCAACUGACUCAGGUCUACGGCUUUUAUGACGAGUGCCAGCGGAAAUAUGGCAAUGCAAAUGCAUGGCGGUAUUGCACAGAUGUAUUUGAUUAUCUGACACUAUCAGCAAUUAUUGAUGGAACUGUUCUUUGCGUGCAUGGAGGAUUGUCUCCAGAUAUUCGAACAAUUGAUCAGAUUAGGAUCAUUGAGAGAAACUGUGAAAUUCCACAUGAAGGACCUUUCUGCGAUCUGAUGUGGAGUGACCCAGAAGAGAUCGAAACUUGGGCUGUUAGUCCACGGGGUGCAGGGUGGCUGUUUGGGUCGAGAGUUACUUCAGAGUUUAAUCAUAUAAACAAUCUAGAGCUGGUAUGUCGGGCACACCAACUAGUCCAAGAAGGUCUCAAGUACAUGUUUCAAGACAAGGGCCUGGUGACGGUAUGGUCUGCUCCAAAUUAUUGUUACCGGUGUGGCAAUGUUGCAUCAAUCUUGAGCUUUAAUGAAAAUAUGGAGAGGGAGGUGAAGUUCUUCACAGAGACCGAGGAAAACAAUGCAAUGAAAGGGCCAAGAACAGGAGUACCCUAUUUCUUGUGAUGAAGACUUGUUCUUUGCUGCUACGAGUUUACAUUCUCCUGUACAUCUUGCUGAACUGAGUGAUUCAUUGUGCUACGGAAGGCAGAUUGAUAAGAGCCUCAGACACUCGUCAGCUGCUUAAUGAAAUCCUUAAUUUACGAGUUAGAAGUGUGUUAACGUCUUCUUUCUGCCUCCAGCGGUUUUGGAAGUCUCCAAUGUAUAUUUUGUGGUUCUAUUUAUCAAAAUCCUGCUAUUCCUUGUGGUUUAUGUAGUAGCAUGGUUUCCAUAUUAGAAGUUCAAACAAGGAUUUGUAGUUACCAUGGUUAACAGGUAUUCAGCAUUCCAAUUCAGUUUACUUAUUUUUUUUCA